Messenger RNA from Fusarium pseudograminearum CS3096, 816 nucleotides. RefSeq lists its product as uncharacterized. Gene Ontology annotation, molecular function: metal ion binding; oxidoreductase activity. The transcript has a single exon. Lineage: Eukaryota; Fungi; Ascomycota; Sordariomycetes; Hypocreales; Nectriaceae. The record is from RefSeq and is a predicted model, not a curated record. Bases 1 to 816 code for a protein of 271 amino acids.
AUGCGACACUCCACCAGCGCCAUACAUCGUCUCUCGCCGCAAAAAGUUACAGACCCAGAUCUUAUCGCCAUACGUGCGAAGUUACUUAAUGCUUUUACUGUUAAGGCGUCCGCUCUCGUGACGCCGCCGGCCACCAACUUGUCUCCUCCGCAUUCUCACGCCGGUCCGCAUCCGGAUCCGAAUCAGGGUCCGGGUCCGUCCGGCACUAACCAGCGCUCUCGCUCUCGCUCACGAUCAUCUCGACACCGACGAGCCCGCCGUCUUUCUAAACCGCGGAUAGUCGUUGGUCCCGAUACCAUUCAUCGACUGCCAUCUGAGCUGGCUCGGUUGCAUCUAUCGUCGCCUCUCAUAAUCUCAAGCCCUUCACGAUUAAAUCUCGCCCGCAAAAUUCAGGCCAUCAUCCCGAAUCUCGAUACUCGACUUCUAAGCUCAGCCGUCGUCGCCGUGCCCUCUCGAAUCUCUAGCAGAGACUGCGUUGUUAGUGUUGGGGGUGGUUCUGCUGUUACUCUGGCCCGAGCCGUUAGCCUACGAAAAGGAAUCCCUCACAUUUGCAUCCCCACGACCUAUAGUGGAAGCGAACUACACACCAGGACGAGGCACGGCAAUUCUGUAACUGAAGAGGAAGCCAGGGACCUUGCAAACGAAGCCAAGACACUUCCAGCCGUUAUUAUUUACGACGACAACCUCACCAUGAGUUCUCCGACACGAUUCUCGGCACCUAGCGAUGAGAAAGUCAUGGAGGACUUUGCUCGAGCCGAUGAAUCGCCCAAAUCCGAAGAUGCCUGUUGGAGCUAUCUCCAUAUCCCAGGCGUUUAA